Messenger RNA from Anoplopoma fimbria (sablefish), 1092 nucleotides. It is a transcript of the gene chad, whose product is annotated as chondroadherin. The record is from RefSeq and is a predicted model, not a curated record. The transcript has 3 exons. Lineage: Eukaryota; Metazoa; Chordata; Actinopteri; Perciformes; Anoplopomatidae. Gene Ontology annotation, molecular function: protein binding. The coding region runs from base 1 to 1092 and encodes 363 amino acids. Gene Ontology annotation, cellular component: extracellular matrix.
AUGCGUUGCGUGAACUGGUUGUUGCUUGGGACCUGCCUCCUGGUCCUGGGCCCCGCGGUGCAGGGCGCCCCAGGCCAGUGCCCGAGCCUGUGCCACUGCCACGGCGACCUUCAGCACGUCAUUUGCGACAGCGUCGGGCUGAAGAAGAUCCCUCGCGUGUCGGAGGUCACCCGUUUGCUGAACCUGCAAAGGAACAACCUGGGCAGUAUUCCCACGGGGGCAUUCGGCGAAAGCAAGGGGCUCAUCUCGCUGCACAUGCAGCACUGUCAGCUCCGGGAGAUUGGGUCCCAGGCCUUCAAGGGUCUGAAGAAGCUCAUCUACCUCUACCUGUCCAACAACGAGAUCACCAGCAUCAAGCCCGGCGCCUUUGAGGACCUCACCGAGCUCACCUACCUCUACCUGGACGGGAACCAGAUCGGUGACCUUGCAAAGGGCAUCUUCUCCCCCAUGAUCAACCUCUUCAUCCUGCAGCUCAACGACAACAAGCUCCGGGAGUUGAGACCGGGGACUUUCGCGGGCGCCAAGGAUUUGCGCUGGCUGCACAUGAGCGGGAACGAACUGACGACCCUGCAGCCGGGCUCCCUGGACGACGUGGAGAACCUCGCCAUACUUCACCUGGACAGGAACAGGAUGUCCACCUACCCCACCACGGCGAUGAGCAAACUGCGAGUGGUGGAGGAGCUCACGCUGGGGAAAAACCCCAUGAGGACCAUCCCUGACAUCGCCUUCCAGAGCUUUGGGCGUUACAUGGAGAAACUACACCUGGACAACAUGGGUCUGGAGAAGUUCUCUGACGGUGCGUUCACUGGUGUGACGGCUGUAAAGACGCUGAACCUGGACAACAACAAGCUGAAGUCUCUUCCCAAAAGCUUCGAUUUUGGCACCAUCACCAACCUCACCCUCUCCAACAACCUGUGGAGCUGCACGUGUCAGCUCGCUCCACUGCGCAGGUGGAUGGACUCUAGUCGCAAUCGUCCGGACGCAGUGUGUGCGUCUCCGCCUCAGCAGAAAGGAAAGCAAGUGAGAGACAGCGCCGCCUUCAGUGGCUGCAGGGUCAAGCCGAAGAGAGCCAAAAAGGGCACGCGUCAUUGA